AGUAGGUUAUCUUUACAUUGCUAAUGUUAUUUCUACAUAGAUUUCGACAUGCUGGUGCAACUGCAACAUGUAAACCUGAGAACUACCGCUGUUCUGUUAUUGUCCGUGUUGCGCCACCUGUCGAAAGAUAUAUUCCAGUUAUUGCAGCGUCUUUUUCAAAUGCAGCAUUUCGAGGAAGACUUGUACGCCAGCGAAUGCAGGAAAGUAGGCGAUUGUUUGAAGAAACCUUCAGGGAGAUAGAAUUGAAUUCCUCCAGCACCGUGUGCUGGCCGACUAGCUCUCCAUGCUUCCCAAAAUUUGCAAGUGGUGUCUGUUCAUCAACUCUGCAUGUAGAACUUGAAGAUCAACUCGCUGUGUGUGAGUGCAAUGACUUCGAAGCUGACAACGAUGGAUGUGGAGCGUCUAGUCACCUACACACGUUUGAAAACCAUCAGCAAGAACUUCAAACUUCUGUGCCGGUAAAUGUUGAUAGUGCUCGGCGCAUGGUGCAUAAGGAAGUCCAAGCAUGUGUUUGUGAAGAGCUUAGCACAGAAUGCAACCCAGAAAUUUCUGACAUUCAAUGUGAUGUCAAGAAAGUUCACAUCAGCAGUAUUAUACACGAGAAAUCUACAAGUGCGUCACUUGACAGUAUAAUAUUAGGGAGCAAGGAUGCUACAGGGACAGACUUCCCAGCAAUUGUUGAUGGACAUACACUAGAGCCUUUGGGUGAGAUGCACACUGUCUUUGGUCUUCAUGAUUCAACCCUGGGACAUGUAGACUCUAUAGAUAUAAAUGGUCAUCAUGAGGUGAAAGAGCUAUCCUGCAGUGGAACAGAUGAUGAUCUUGCAAUUGACCUCACAAGUUUGGCAGACCAGGACUCCCUGAUUUCUCUUAGAAGGAACAUUGAGAUGGAGUUAGUAUGGCUUGAACAAGCAAUACAGAGUAGGAAAAAGUAUCUGCGAUUCAAGAAGACGCUAAAAACGUGACACACUAGAGUUUAGAAACUGGUUGUUCGGUUGGAUAACAACUACUGAACACGAGCAAUUCCACGUCAGUGGGAGCAGCACCAAGUACGAGAGACUGCAUUUAGGGCAUUGUAACCACCUCCAAUGCAAUUUAUAAACAUGGCAUAUUAGGGGAAAUCGUUUAUUCGUGUUUACUUUUCUAAUAAAAGAAACUUUGAUAAAAAUA
Priapulus caudatus is the source of this 1170-nucleotide messenger RNA. RefSeq lists its product as uncharacterized. The transcript has 5 exons. Lineage: Eukaryota; Metazoa; Priapulida; Priapulimorpha; Priapulimorphida; Priapulidae. Bases 24 to 965 code for a protein of 313 amino acids. The record is from RefSeq and is a predicted model, not a curated record. Gene Ontology annotation, molecular function: protein binding.